AUGACAGGCACGAUAAACAACAGCAGCAGCACUCCAGUUAGUAACAACCAGAGCGGCAGGGUCGGCGAAAACAGAUCGCUCCCGACUGAUUUGAAAACAAAAACAAUUUACUGCAUAUUAUUUGGCCGGCGAUCCAUCUUGGAACAGACCUGCGGACCACAGCCUAUUUACACUCUGCAACUUUCAAUUACCGCGGGCGCUCUUGUUGCCGCUGCAGUUUUUAUCAUUGUCAUCGUUGUCGCCAUCGUCAGGCAACCAUUGUUAUCGUCGUCAUUAUAUUACAUCCUUUCAUUCAGCAUCAUAAUACAUGUUGUUUGCGGAUGUGGAGAGCUUAGUAUCAACAUCAUGGACAGGCAGCCAGCCAGUCAGCCAACGACACUCAAUGAUGAUCUUUUCAAAUUUUUUCCAAAAAAUAUCAGCACCUUUCGAAAGAGGGAGAAUGUGGACAGAAAACUUGAAAAAAUGCAACUCUAUAAAAACAAAAUAUACACCAACUUAAAGUGA
Messenger RNA from Helobdella robusta, 504 nucleotides. RefSeq lists its product as hypothetical. The record is from RefSeq and is a predicted model, not a curated record. Lineage: Eukaryota; Metazoa; Annelida; Clitellata; Rhynchobdellida; Glossiphoniidae. The transcript has 5 exons. Bases 1 to 504 code for a protein of 167 amino acids.